Messenger RNA from Pollicipes pollicipes, 665 nucleotides. RefSeq lists its product as uncharacterized. Gene Ontology annotation, molecular function: FMN binding. The transcript has 7 exons. NCBI's taxonomy places the organism in Eukaryota, Metazoa, Arthropoda, Thecostraca, Pollicipedomorpha, Pollicipedidae. Bases 36 to 665 code for a protein of 209 amino acids. The record is from RefSeq and is a predicted model, not a curated record.
UGCACGUGCUGGCCGAGGCGCAGGUCAGCCAGAGCAUGCACUUCGCACGGCCGCCGGAGGCCGACGAGGACCAGUUCGACGGCAUCUCGCACACCGUCGACGAGCACGGCGUGCCGCUGCUUCCGGACGUGGCCGCAGGUAUUCGGUGUUCCGUCUUCAAGUCGGAUGUGGUCGGCGACCAUGCUGUCAUCUAUGGCCAAGUCUUGGAAUCAACAGUUGCUAAGGACUGCCACCCCAUGGUGUUCUACAAGCGGUCGUACCACAGCCUGGCGGACGCGGCGUUCAUGUCGGCGUUCGAGCACCAGACGCUGCCGUUCGAGGACUGGACGCACGAGGCGCACGUGCGCAUGGCCUGGAAUUACCUGAUCAGUCACCCGCUGGAGGAGGCGGAGCGCCUCAUCAAACAGGGCAUCCAGCGGUACAACGCGGUGAACAAGACGCGCGUAUCACGCGGCUACCACGAGACGGUGACGUGCUGCUUCGUGCGGCUGGUGGCGGCGGCGCUGCGGGCGGCGCCACCGGCUGCCACGUUCGAGCAGUUCCGGCGUCAGCACGCGCACCUGCUGCACCCGGCCGUGCUCGGCCGCCACUACUCGGCCGCGCUGCUGGACACGGACGAGGCUAAGCACAGGUUCGUGGCGCCGGACCUGGCGCCGCUCGCCUAG